AUGUCAAUCAGGGCCAGAUCGCACACAGAUCUGCAGAUGUCCUCGCUAGAUGACAGCCUGUACAAAUCUUUCUCCAUGAGCAGCAGUAACGUUAACAGAGGCAGCCGGUUCAAGGAUGGGGUAACGGAAGAAGUUAAAGUCCUCUCCAGGCCGUCCAGGAGGCCUGUGCGGGCGGUCAGGCCAGUCAGCGCCGUCAGCUCCAAUGGCUCCUUCCUCCAGCUCAAUCAUCUGCAGGGGGAGCUGGUCAGAAAGAGGAAGGAAUGUGAGGACCUGAAGAAAGAAAACAAGUAUUUAUCAAACGAGAUCCACAUGGAACGGAUUAUGAUGCGCACAGAGAGUGAGCUAACCAUGAGGAACCUCAGAAACUUGAACCAGGAGCUACAGGCUCAAGUUAAGGAGCUGAAGCAGAAGCUGUAUCAGAGCCAGCAAAGGUCAAUGUUAUGUUCGCGAGCUGCAGAUGAAGCAGAGGAGUCCAGGGCGGAGGCAGAGAAGGGCAGGGCUGUGGCCGAGGCUCGGUCCCUGGGCUUUCACCGGGACAAGGAUGCAGCUGAGGCUGACAGGGGACGUCUGAGUGAAGAGCUGCAGAAGCUUAAAAAGGAGCACGCGAACGUGCAGCUUUUACUGGCACAAACAGAGAAGAACUACUUUGAAAGUAAGCUGAAGUUGGAUCGGGUGUCUGGCGAGAAACAGGCCCUCCUGCAGGAGAGCAGGAGCCUGGAGGCAGACAGAGAUGACCUCCGACACAAGCUGAGGAAGCUCACCCAAGAAAAUGUCCAAAUUAAAGAGAGUGAGAUGAACUGGAAACGCAGAGCGACAGAAUCAGAAGAGGAGAGCAAAAGAGCUAACCAGGCUCGGCGGGAAGUCGAGGCAGAGAGGCAUCUGGCUGAGAAGGAGAGGCAGGAGAGAGUGGCCGAGUGCCUGAGCUGGAGGGAGAAGUACCAGGAGCUGGCUGACAUGUUUCAAGUUCAGGAAGACCUGAAGGCUCUGAGGCAAAAUAAAGCAUGUCAAGCCCACAUCAAAAGCUACUUCCUGUGCAUGACUGAAAGCGACCAGAGGGUUAAAAUUCUCAAAAAUCCAGAUGGCACUCCGAGAAAUUUCACAGAAGGAGAUCCUGUAUACAUCUCCACUCCAGAGUCCAGCGUUGAAGAGCCUGAAAGGAGUUCAUCUAGGACCAUGCUCAGGGUGACAGCACCACACAUGGGGAGAGAUCUGGGUCCGAGUCACUUUGAUGAGCUGCCUGCCUAUGGAGGAGAGCGACCCGACUCAGGCCCUCUGCGCAGAAGCAGGAAGGUGGUGGAUUACUUCUGGAUUCCCACAGAUCAGGACUGA
Molecule: messenger RNA, 1329 nt
Organism: Neolamprologus brichardi
Lineage: Eukaryota; Metazoa; Chordata; Actinopteri; Cichliformes; Cichlidae
Source: RefSeq, a predicted model, not a curated record